This is a messenger RNA of Leishmania mexicana MHOM/GT/2001/U1103, 3228 nucleotides long. RefSeq lists its product as hypothetical. Bases 1 to 3228 code for a protein of 1075 amino acids. Lineage: Eukaryota; Euglenozoa; Kinetoplastea; Trypanosomatida; Trypanosomatidae. The transcript has a single exon. The record is from RefSeq and is a predicted model, not a curated record.
AUGUCCUAUGGCGGCUUCUCGAAGACUCGCUACGGCGACUCCCUGGAGGGGUGGUCCGCCGUGGACAAGGUGGCGAAGUUCAGCCAGGCAGUGGGUCGCGUCAGCGGCGGCCGUGGCACUGCUAUCUUGAUUGCACUGAUAGACAGUAAGGCGCAGCUGAUCGACACGUCCUCGAACAGGCGGUGGGGUAACUCCGGCAAGAACGGCAGCAACAUGAGCCACGGUCGAACCCACUGGCACCGCAACGACGACUGUUGCUCAACGCAGCACACAGAGCAGCCGAGCAACAGCGGAUGGUGCGCCGGUCGUCCCGGCGCCUCGCGCAGUAGCACUCCACCGCAGAGCCCACCGGCGCUAGGUGUGUUGCUCACCACGUCGUAUGUGCUCCGCAGUCCACAGGACAUGGCCGACACCUCCGUGUGCUUUCUUGACCAGCCCAUCGUAGGCAUGGCCGGUUUGCUGGGCCGAGAACCGAAAACGGUGCACGUCGGCCUCUGCAGCGCGUUCGGUUUUGUGUCGUCUGUGGCUUCCCCGAAGAAGGAGUGCGAGUACACCUGCCGGACUAGCGCCGCUGCUACUGCUUGCCGCUCGCAGCUGGACGAUGUGCCAGACUACCUCCUCUACGCCGCUGCGGCCGACGACUCGGAGGAGGAUGAGACCGAGGAGAUCGGGUUCACGCUGACGUACUGCGAAGUCUUUCCCACGGACGACGACGCGAUAUACCCGAAGGGGCCGUCUCCACCGCUGAACCCGUCACAGUCAGGCGACAGUCACGCGUGCAGUGCGGAGAGUGCCACGCCAAGCCUCUCUCGGAGUGGGCCUCGCUACGAAGGAGGUGCAGGACUGGGUAAGGAGGCGGAUGGGACGCCAGCAUCCCUCUCCGAGUUAGCACUGCCUCGAGAACGGUGUGCGAAGGGCGUCACUUCCGACGCCGCUCGCGGCUCCGGUGGUCCUCAGGCGAGGCAGUCCGCUUCUGGUGCCGCAAAGAGGAGAUUCCGCGGCACUCAAGAGAGUCUCUGUCAGAUUCAGCCGCUCCCCGUUCCCCUCUUGCUCUCGGCAAUCCCCGCGAUCAAGGUAGGAGACGUUCACUUGAUGAUCACCCACGUGAAUGACGGGCGACGGUCCUACCGCGUGCAGCACGUCGCCGCCGUCUUCGCGGACUACUGCCUGUAUGAGCCGACUAGCGUUGGAGAGGUGACGUGCAGCGGUGGCCCCGUCUUCAAUAUGCAAGGCGACUUCAUCGGGGUGCAACACGAGCGCAACGGCCAGAGCCUUUGCUUGCUCAUGAAGUCCAUCGUGCGACAUUUGUUUGACGCGGGCCUGCUCGGCAUGUGCCAUGUUCCCAUAUCAGAGGAGACGGUCAAGCAGCGAGAGGUACACGCCCGACCUGGCGACGCUGUCUUCUCUGCGAUGACCACACGUCUACCGGCGUUUCCCGGGUCGAAUAGGAUGCCGCCGCUAAAGAAGAACGAUUGCCCCGCCUCCCUGCGCCGCACCGGCGCAGCGGCGGCUAGUGACGGCGCUGAGCGAGGAGGCCACAGCGCAUCGAGCAGCCGACUGCCGGCUGUGUCGCUCGGCUCGAAAAGUUCUGCGUCUCCCCGCGCCGAGAGGCGCCUCACCGUUGACGCCACUGGAGCUACUAGAGCACCUUCCCUUGCCACCAUGUCCAGCUUUGGCAGCCCGCGCACGCUUCACAACCGGCCCGAGAACAGCGCCGCCGACUCUUUGUGCGCGAGCAUCCGCCCUGCCAAGGACGGCGCCGGGGUAGCAGACGCCGUCGCUGCGGCAGCGCUCCCCCUCACCCCGCCUUCCAAGCCUAUUUCGCAAUGCGUGCCAAGCUUCGAAGAGGUCUUCGCGGAGUUCUUCGACGGCGCUGACAGCCUGCCACACAUACUUUACGCCUUCCCUCACUGCCCUCCGCUGGUGAAGAUCGCCAUGGAGAGCCUCGCGCAACUCAAGCGCGAGGACGAGCUGGAGCGCAUCGUCGCCGUCGGCGGCGUCGGCGCAAUCCUCGAGGCCAUCGACGGAUACCCGCAGGAGGAGCAGAUUGUCGUGAGUGCCCUGGCGGCGUUGUGCCGCAUUUGCCUGUGCGAGCGCAACUUAGCCAUCUUUCUGCACCUCGACGGCGUCGUGACAGUGAUGGAGAUUAUGAAGGAGUAUGUGCGUCAGGAAGCCGUGCUGCAGUGGGGCAUUCGCACACUGCUGUGGGCCACCGACGCGUCCUGCCCGUCCGCAGCGGCAUCGGUGGAAGUCAUGGUGCGCAGCAGUGCCCCCGAGCUGUUGGUGAACGUCUUGCGCGUUCACGGCGCCGUGCCGCGCAAGACAGCCGCGCGGCAAUCGCAGUCCAACCGCCUCAUCCGCUGGGACUGCGACCUCAUGGCGAACCUCCUCAUGACCAAUCCGCGUCUCACCACGCUGUUCCUGCGAGAGGACUUCCUCACGCUGCUGCUGCAACUCAGCCGCGACUACGCCGGCAACGCGUUUCUUAUGGAGGGGUUCGCGCAUGUUUUUUGCGCCUUCGUGCAGUGCUUCACCGAGGAGGAUGAGCCGCCCCCGCCGCACAUCUUGCAGGUGACAUCCGCGUCCGGCUUCAAGCGGCACCCAGCCAUGCCGUCUCCCGACAACUCUCCAGCGUCGCGAUUCCGCGAGCUAGGCGUACAUAGGGGGGCCAACAACUCAAACAGUGCGGCCCCCGCAUCGCCGGCGCCCGCUACGUCGUCGCCCUACUCACCAAACACCAUCGCAGCGAGCCCCCACAAGGUCAGCUUCUUCUUCCUGUGCGACACCAUGAGCCAUGACACGGAUGGGUGCCUUGCGCGCGCCGUCCUUGACGUCUGCGAGGCCGCGCUUGACCCGAAGAACAGCAUCACGGCGCACCGCGGACGGCCGGAGGUGGUGCUGAUGCGCUGCCUUGAGACACUCCGCCUGCUGCUCAGGUGGGGGCUAGUACAGCUUCUGCGUGACGAGGCAAUAUUGUCGGCUGUCGAGGGCGUCCCUGUUCUCGGCUUCGCCUCUACACUGGCGAUGCCGCCGACGUACUCCUCAGCACCAUCGUCACCGCGGUCGUUGCCCUCAUUCUCGGAGGAUACGGCGCGCUUGCUGCUUAUCUGCGAGCGCGUGCGACGCGAGUCCACCGCCUCCAGUGAGCUUGUGGCGAAUGCGGAGGCUGUGCAGCGACGUCUUCUGCAAGGCAGCCGGAUGCCGGGGAUUGUCUGUGCGCGUGUCUAG